Messenger RNA from Terrapene triunguis (Three-toed box turtle), 2333 nucleotides. Its product is annotated as glutamate dehydrogenase, mitochondrial-like. Gene Ontology annotation, biological process: L-glutamate catabolic process. The coding region runs from base 1 to 1752 and encodes 583 amino acids. The transcript is spliced from 13 exons. NCBI's taxonomy places the organism in Eukaryota, Metazoa, Chordata, Testudines, Emydidae. Gene Ontology annotation, cellular component: mitochondrion. The record is from RefSeq and is a predicted model, not a curated record. Gene Ontology annotation, molecular function: L-glutamate dehydrogenase (NAD+) activity.
AUGCAGAGGCUGCUGGGGGCCGGGCCGCGGCACUGGGAGGCGGUGGGGGCGGCUCGGCGGAGCGGGCGGGCCGGGCUCAGGCUCAGGCUCCUAGCAGAGGCGGGCCGGCGUAAGGCCGCGUUACUAUGGCAGCCAGUGAACGGAGGCGGGGCUCCGCCAACCGGAAGUGACGCACCGGAAGGCGGAAGUGGCGGGAAAGGCGGCUGCGCUCUCGGCUGGCGCAGGGGGAAGCACGUGGCGGCCGCGGCCCAGGCCGGACUCGACGCGCCCGGCCUCCUGCCCAUGGUGGAGACGUUCUGCGCGCGGGCGAUGCGCGUGGCCGAGGCUGACCUGGUGCAGCAGCUCCGCAGCGCGCGGCCCGCGAAGGAGAAGCGGCAGUGGGUGCAGGGCAUCCUGGAAACCAUCCAGCGCUGCAGCCACGUGCUGGAGGUGUCCAUCCCCGUAAAGCGGGACAGCGGCCACUGGGAGGUGAUCGAGGGCUGGCGGGCCCAGCACAGCCAGCACCUCCUGCCCUGCAAAGGGGGGGUUCGGUUUUCGGAGUCAAUUAGCAUUGAUGAUGUAAAAGCCCUGGCAGCCUUAAUGACAUACAAAUGUGCGGUGGUGGAUGUUCCCUUUGGUGGUGCCAUGGCUGGCGUGAAGAUUGAUCCAAAGAAGUAUUCAGAAGGUGAGCUGGAGAAAAUAACAAGGCAGUUUACGGUUGAAAUGGCCAAGAAGGGAUUUAUAGGGCCUGGAACUGACGUUGCUGCUCCUGACAUAAAUACAGGGGAAAAGGAGAUGUCCUGGAUUGCCGACACCUACUCCCGCACUCUCGGCUACAAGGAUAUCAAUGCCCAUGCCUGUGUGACAGGGAAGCCUAUUAGUCAGGGAGGAAUCCAUGGGCGAGUCUCCGCCACAGGCCGUGGUCUGUUGCAUGGGAUUGAGAACUACAUCAACAACACUCUCUACAUGAACCUCGUUGGCCUGAGCCCUGGUUUCCCUGGCAAGACCUUUGCGUUGCAGGGCUUUGGCAACACGGGCCUGCACACCAUGAGGUACCUGCACCGCCACGGAGCAUGCUGUGUGUGUGUCGGGGAGGUGGAUGGUGCUAUUUACAAUUCCAGUGGGAUCCAUCCCAAGGAACUACAAGAUUAUAAGAUGGAACAUGGCACUAUCGUCGGCUUUCCAAAAGCAGAGCCUUACGAAGGCAGCGUCCUGGAAGUACCUUGUGACAUCCUCAUCCCAGCUGCUAUCGAGAAGCAGCUCACGAAGGAGAACGCGCAUCGGGUCCAAGCCAAGAUUAUCGCCGAAGCUGCCAACGGCCCCACCACACCAGCAGCCCAUGAGAUCUUCCUGCAGAGAAAUAUCCUCGUCAUCCCGGACCUGUAUGUGAACGCGGGCGGCGUGACCGUUUCCUUCUUCGAGUGGCUGAAGAACCUCAACCACGUGAGCUAUGGCCGCCUGACCUUCAAGUACGAGCGGGACUCCAACUACCACCUGCUGAUGUCUGUCCAGCAGAGCCUGGAGCGGACCCUUGGGAAGGGCAGCGGGGAGAUCCCCAUCAUCCCCUCCCCGGAGUUCCGGGCCAGGGUGGCAGGGGCCUCAGAGAAGGAUAUCGUGCACUCGGGGCUGGCCUACACUAUGGACCGCUCGGCCCAGCAAAUCAUGAACAUCGCCACGAGGUACAACCUGGGCUUGGACCAGAGAACCGCUGCCUACCUGUGCGCCAUCGAGAAGGUGUUCAGGGUGUACAAUGAAGCUGGGUUCGCAUACUGACCGAGCUCCUCUGGAGAGGGCAGGCAGAGCUGCUGGGCUUCCUACAGCCGUACAGGGCAAGCCACCCCCCAGGGCCUUUCCGCGUGGUGAUACCCAUAGCGCUGCAGCAGCCAGUGAAACUCCGAGCGCCCCAGACCAUCCUGGGCUGUGUCGCUGACUUCCUGCUCGUUGGCUUUCAUGGCAUUCCCACCUGCCUCUGAGCUCCCCCCCUCCGGCUGUACUCCUGCAGCCCGGCCUGCCAGGAUGUCUCCAGGAACGGUGAAGGGAUGGAGAAAACAGGUUCAGGGUUUUGGGUGGGGUUUUUUUAAUGGAAAUUUUGGGAAAAAUUGAAAUAUCUGCCGUAGUUACUUGUUUGUCAAAACUAAACGUGAUUUGCUCUUUAAGAACGAGCAGUGUAGGGUGUAGAAUGGAGGGAGCCCCCAGCGUUGCUUGGUAGAUUUAGGAAAUAAGUAUAAAUUCUUUCGCUUUGAUGGAGUAACGAUGUCGCGUGCGGCUCGUGUUCGGGGGGAGCCGCAGCUGCACAGUCAGGUGGAUUUGUUUUUGCCCGAUGGCGAAUGAGAAAAAAAUCGGAGAUGUUGAAA